AUGGUACCCCGGAGCACAAACUCUCACUUCACCUGUGUGGACAGGGGAAUAGGGCGGUGCCAAACCAAUCUGCACUUCCAGGGGCCGCAGCCCACCACUGCAGAUCAGGACCUCGCCAAGCUCUGCCAGCCCUCAGAACUUGUGAAUUCCCCCCAGCUGGGAGUUGCUGAGUCACCACCUCCUAAAGGAACCUCCAUUGGGCACUGGGUCCACAGCUCAGCUGAAGCAGCUCCAGAAUUUAUUUUUCUUAUGCCCCAGUCCCCUUCCACUGAACCCCCCAACCCCUUCGCCCAAAUCUGCUGGGCUGAUCUGCUGCUGGGCUUACUGGUCUACCUGGCUGGCGCCAAAUGCACCACCUGCGUGUUGGACGAAGCAGCAAAGGCCCAGCUGGUCCUGACUUCCGGGAUCGUGUUCCUGCUGUCGGGGCUCCUGGUCCUGAUCCCGGUGUGCUGGACGGCCCACGCCAUCAUCCAGGACUUCUACAAUCCCGUGGUAGCGGAGGCCCAGAAGUGGGAGCUGGGGGCCUCGCUCUACCUGGGUUGGGUGGCCGUGGCCCUGCUGCUGCUGGGCAGGGGUCUGCUCUGCUGCACCUGCCCCCUGGGGUCCUCGCGGGGGGUGGGACGCUACGUGGCCCGUUAUGCCGCCUCCCCCUCCGCCCCGGGGGCUUCUCGCGGGCCCUGCGACUACCCAGCCAAGAAUUACAUCUAA
Tachyglossus aculeatus (Australian echidna) is the source of this 708-nucleotide messenger RNA. RefSeq names its product claudin-6-like. The record is from RefSeq and is a predicted model, not a curated record. Lineage: Eukaryota; Metazoa; Chordata; Mammalia; Monotremata; Tachyglossidae. Bases 1 to 708 code for a protein of 235 amino acids. Gene Ontology annotation, molecular function: structural molecule activity. The transcript is spliced from 3 exons. Gene Ontology annotation, biological process: bicellular tight junction assembly; cell adhesion. Gene Ontology annotation, cellular component: bicellular tight junction; plasma membrane.